AUGCCUCCCGCAAAUGGCCGAUAUAAAAUCAAGCCUAAACGACACCAUGCGUAUACCGUAUUUAUAUUUGUGAUCGGAUUCUUACUCCCACCAUUCGCUGUCGCCGCACGCUUCGGCAUUGGCAAAGACUUUUGGAUAAAUGUCUUACUUACGAUAUGUGGCUACGUCCCAGGACAAAUUCACAAUUUUUAUAUUCAGACCAUCCGUGACAAUAAGAAUUCGCGACGGACACCCCAAUGGGCUCUCAAGCAUGGGCUUGUAGACGACUCGAGUAUUAACCGGCGUAAAAAGCGGAAGGAAUGGUCUCAUCGAUACAACGACCGACUGCCCCAGUCUGUGCUCGAUGGCGCCGAGUUUGCUCCAGACCAGAUCCCAGACUCCGAUCCCACGCCGGCACCUGCACCCACGGUCGGAGGAGCUCGUUCUCCUGCUGCCUUAUGGCGCGAGGACGACUCGGAAGGAUUCUACGAUAGAACCAAGAUGGAUGCACCACGAGAAACAUUUCAUCGACAUGGUUCGCAUCUCGCAGGGAACAAGCCCAAGAAGGGCUGGCGAUUUGACGGUGGGUUCCCGGACGAGGACGCCCAGACAGGUGCGGGCGGGUCGAUCUAUACGGAACCUGAACGCAAGUCUUGGAAAAAACGAUCGCAUAGGCCGUCGCGCCAGUCGUCCAUUGACACGGCGGGAACUCCGAGGUACGGAAGUCGAGUAUGGGAGGACCCACUCGCCAACGGAAGCAACCAUGAAGAUGCGAUUGUGCCCCGUGCGAAUGGAAGUACUGCGCAGACCAACAGGGUUGGAGACGGCCUCGACCACGAGUUCUAG
Molecule: messenger RNA, 825 nt
Organism: Rhizoctonia solani
Lineage: Eukaryota; Fungi; Basidiomycota; Agaricomycetes; Cantharellales; Ceratobasidiaceae
Product: plasma membrane proteolipid
Exons: 6
Coding region: 1-825 (274 amino acids)
Cellular component (GO): membrane
Source: RefSeq, a predicted model, not a curated record